This is a messenger RNA of Symbiodinium necroappetens, 2313 nucleotides long. Lineage: Eukaryota; Dinophyceae; Suessiales; Symbiodiniaceae. The record is from the annotation of a GenBank genome assembly.
AUGCUCGCGUCAAGGUGGAUGGUUCCGAUCACUUCUGCCCUCUCCACGACGCUGUCUUCUUCCGCGAUGUCGACAUGGUCCAGUACUUGUUGGAGAAGGCUGNNGCGUCAAUGCGUUGAACAUGGAUCGUGCCGCGGCCAGAAAGCUGCCUUCAACCUCCCAUCCUACAGACCCUAUCCCUGCAGACCGCAAGCCCGAACCCACCCCCAACAUCCCUGCCAGACCACUCACCGCAUUACCGAUUCCCGAGGCAUGACUCCGCUCCACGUGGCUGCAAAGAUGGGGGCUUCGGAGGUGGCGGAGGUCUUAGUUCGCCACGAGGCCGACACGGAGCUCAGGGACGAGAGCCAGCGGAGCGCGCUGGAGGUGGCGGUGGAGUCCGGGGUCUUUCCUCAGCGUCGGCUUCAUCUUCUGGCGAGGUUUCGCAUCGGAGACAUUAUGAUCGUAUCCGAGCAUUGCCCCAGUGCCACCACGGAGUUCAUUCGGAAUCUUUUGUGCGACUACGCUGGUGCAGAGUCCGCAGACCAAGUGGCGCACAAGACCAACGUCGCAGAUGAGCUGCAGACGGAGGAAAACCUGACGGUCGAGCACUGGAUAGCGCUUCUGGACAACACGCCAGAUGCGGCGGACUAUCUGCUGGAAAUCCUGACCGUAGAGCCCGACGAGGACAGCGUCUACUACCAUCCCUUGCCCAACCAGGCCAUCCUCAAGGAGCUCCGGGCAGACUACAACACGGACGACAGCUGGAAAUGCGACACUGAAACGGGUGACAAAACCAAGGCUUGGCCCGCCUGGCAUGAUCGCCUGGCCCCUGGGGCCCGUGCCGUGCGGAAAGGACGGCGGAUUUCGCACGCCCCUUCCAAUCGCAUCUCGAAGUUUGUGAUGCGCCAGCCGAACCCCCGGACGAACCAGCCGAAGUUUGUGGACUCGCGCGACUUGCAGCCCGUGCACAUGCGGCAACUACGAUUGAGGGGCAUUGUCUGCCCCGAGGUGUUGCAGGCACUCAGUGAGACCAAGUAUGUCGAGAUUUUCAGAAAUCCCGCCGUCACUGCAACCCUGACAUACUGUUGGGAUGCCUUCGUGUUGAACUGGUACUUACUCCAGCUGCUGCACCGGCUUCUGGAAUUGAUUGUGCUCUCUGCAUGGACGUACUCCAAGUCUCAAGACUUCAACGGGAAGCAGGUCCCUUACUGGCAGCGCCGCAUUUCUUGGACCUUCAUGUUUGAAAGCGCUGUCCGAGAUACCUACAUAGAAGCCUUCCAAGCCUACGGCUACUGCAUCCAGCUUCAGAACCCUGGGUCUUAUUUUGGAAAUGGAGGCAACUAUGUGGAUGUCGCGGUCAUCUCGAUCUUCAAUGUCGUGGUUGGACAGGCUUUGUACUCUGGCCAGUUCAACUUGGAUGCAGAGGAGGAGCUUUUUGCUCUCUUGGUCUUUGUUCGCUGGUUCCAGAUGCUUUUCGCACUGCGUGCUUUCAAGCUGGGCAUGAUUGGCGUAAAAGGAAUUAUUCCCAUACUGCACUCUGUCAAGAAGAUAGGGGGCAUGGGGAUCAUCUGUGGCUUCGUUUUUGCCGGAUUCUGGCAUGCCUUCAUGAUCCUGGACAACGGCCUGGAAGGCCCCUAUAAAAUUCUGGUGGGAACGGUGAAGCUGCUGUUCAUGGUGGAUGGCGAUGGCAUCGUGCAAGUCUUGAAGCUUGGCAACCGUGGUGAUGAGGCUGGUAACGGGGACUACAUCACACUGGCCAGCUUGAUGGUUGCAGUGAUCAUCUUCUGUAUUAGUUUGCUGAAUCUGUUUAUCGCUGUACAUGGAAGGGCAUACUCCGAAGCCCACAUGCAUGCCACCAACCUAUUCCUCCAAGAACGGGCCUCGAUUUGUGUGCACUGCAUGGUACAGCUGCGGUUGCCCAUGUGCUGCGGGCACAAGAGGAAAUGGUGGAAGCUGGGCUACUUCGUUUUGGCAUUUCUGGCAUUUGGAGGAUGGGUUCUAUGUAUUCUUAUCGAAGACUGUCCUGCGAUCAUUCCCGCAGUGCUGCUCUCCUUGGCCUUCUACCUGUUCAACGGGCUGCUGCUGGAGCGGCCAUGGACUAAUGAAGAUGUCUGCAGUCGCAGCUACCUUUGGUGGUGUGCACCGACAAGCAAGCAAUAUGGCAUCUCUGGUGAAGCGGAGCAAGCGCAGAUGGUGGAAGACAUGGCCGAGAGGCUGGUGCGGCUUGAGAAGUCGCUAGAAGAGCUGCGGCAAAGCAGCCUCCAGGCGGGGCGGCCGCAGACACGCGGUGGCCGGAUGGGCAACACUCGGCUGGGUGGGCGAUGGCAUUGA